GCCGAAUGAUAUGUCAUUUUUGUGUUCCGCAAAGUAAUUAUAUAUUGAAUUAUUUUGAGAACUUUUAUUAAAGUAAUACUGAAAUGUCUAUCUUAGCUUACAACGGAGGCGCAGUGGUCGCCAUGAAGGGGCAAGAUUGUGUGGCAAUUGCUACAGAUAAAAGAUAUGGCAUACAGGCACAGACUGUGUCCACAAACUUUCCAAAAGUUUAUCAAAUGGGUCCCUCACUAUUCGUUGGACUACCUGGCCUUGCCACUGACACACAGACUGUAUUCCAGAGAUUGAAAUUCAGAAUGAAUCUUUACGAGUUAAAAGAGAACAGAAUUAUGAGACCGAAGACAUUCUCAGCGAUGCUGUCAAACUUAUUGUAUGAGAGGCGUUUUGGACCCUAUUUCAUCGAGCCUGUGAUUGCUGGAUUAGACCCCUAUGACAACCAGCCAUAUGUCUGCAAUAUGGAUUUGAUUGGAUGUCCAAAUGAGCCUGAGGACUUUGUAGUGUCUGGUACAUGUUCAGAGCAACUGUAUGGUAUGUGUGAAGCCCUCUGGGAACCCAACCUCAAGCCUGAUGAACUCUUUGAAACAAUUUCUCAGGCUCUGGUGAAUGCAGCGGAUCGUGACGCCAUCUCAGGUUGGGGCGCCGUCGUCUAUAUCAUAGAGAAAGACAAAAUAACCGAGAAACAUGUGAAGACGAGAAUGGAUUAAUUUACUAGGAUAUGUAUGUGGUAUUAAUGGAACUUUUUUAUAAUAAACUCUAUC
Diatraea saccharalis (sugarcane borer) is the source of this 755-nucleotide messenger RNA. The record is from the annotation of a GenBank genome assembly. NCBI's taxonomy places the organism in Eukaryota, Metazoa, Arthropoda, Insecta, Lepidoptera, Crambidae.